GGUUUGAUAUCAAACCUCAAUGAGAACGAUUUAUAGUAUUAGUCUUGAAUAUUAAAACCUUUGACACGUCUCACGAGAGGCAUCAUCAUCAUCGUCGUCAUCGACCAGUUUUUCCGCACCUGCACCAUACAGAAUUCGCGAAGAAAUAAAUUUUCAGUUCUGGUCAAUUAAUCUCCGAUGUUUAUCUGGCCGAUAGCCACAAUAUACAGAGUGCGGGUACCGUUCCGGGCUAGCUGUCCACCUGAAUAUUUUUCGUUCUCUCGCCGAGCCGCACACUGUCAAAUCGCAGCCGUCCGAUAUACCGACGUUAAUGAGAUGAUGUUCCAGCCGAAGAGAAGAAGGGGACCCGGCGUCAGUAUGGCUCGAACCGCGGCACUGUUCGCUGCGGUCGCAGCAAGCCUCGUGCUCUCGCUAACCGCGGAAGAUCGAAGAGCGCGCUCCGGCGACCUGGACCGCGGACCCGCCAUGGACUACGAAUCAACCCUCGCGAUCCGGACCGCCAACGAGUCGGCCGUGGCAUUGGAACGCCGACUGGAGAUGAGCACCGAGUUCUUCCUGGUGCCGUCCAGCCCUACGCCGGCUACCACCCCCGGCAGCCACAUCACCAAGACCGUGUGCGCCGGCUGUCCAGCCGACACCGACAAACUCGGGGGCUUGUUCAGGAACGAGGUGUGGGUCAUACCGGUCCUGUCGCUUUCGGCGAUCACCAUGAUCAUGAUCGCGGGGUUCGAAGUAUUCGUAUUGUGCAAGGCGUGGAGAACGACCCCGAGCCGCAGACACCUGUUCCUCGGUCAGAUGCUGCUGCUGGGGUUGUUCAGUUGCGCCGGCUUGGGAGCGGUGUUCGCCGCCUCCCCGACCCAACUCACCUGUGCCAUCGUGCGUUUCGGCACCGGGGUGGCUUACGCUAUCGUUUUCGCAUCGCUGUUGGUUAAGUGCGUGUUCCUGAUCAGCCUAAACGGCGGCGUGUACCUGCCGGCCCCGUACCAAGGACUGUUGUUGCUCUUCGCCAUCCUCAUUCAAAUCGCCAUCGGGGUCCAGUGGCUGAUGACCAGUCCGCCGUUCGUGGUGAACGUCACCAUCGACACGAUCCUGCCGCAGAACAAGCACCGCAUCCUGGUGACCGCCGAGGACAUCGCGAACCCCACGAUCAUACCCCUAUGCCGCACCCCCUACACGGAGAUCCUGAUGUCCCUGAUCUACGUGAUCUUCCUCAUCCUGUUCGUGACCGUGCUCGCCGUCAAGUCGCGGGGUAUACGCGACAAUUAUCGUGAGGCGACCUACAUAGGGUUGUCGGUGGGAUGUAGCAUACCGACGUGGCUGGUGUGGACGAUGAGUGGCCUGGUGGUGAGCGAAAGACACAGGGACGCAUGCAUCGCCUUCGGGCUCGUCAUCUCAUCGGUCGCCGUGUUCUUGAUCAUGUUCAUGCCGAAGGGCAGGCAACUGGCCGCGAUGGGCAAGGAGGGUGUCUACGUGGAGGACAGGGAGGAACGGUUCAGCUCGCUGAGCCGCGCCGGCUCUGGAUACUCGCCUUCCUUCUUCCACUUCAAGCCCAUCAAGUACGGGUUUGCGCACGGGAACUCUCACAAGCAUCAGCAUACCGUCACCACGCUUGGAGGAGAUGUGGCCAUGUAUCCACCGCCGCCGAGUUAUAAUCGGCUGUAUCAGUAUCAGAGCUACCCCAGCCCACCGGGCUACUACUCCACCAGGUAUCCCCCAGGCGGAGUGUUUUUAAGACCGGACGACGGAAACGUUUACACCACAUUGGAGCCGACGUUGAGCAGCAAUCCGAACGUCUAUUUCCAAAGAGGAAACGGAGUCCAUCCAGGAAUGAUGUACUGAAAUUCGCAAUCAAUCAGCAACUUCAUUACGUCGCAAUUUCUCUUGUAAACCAGAUACGUUCCGUACUUGUUGUAUUAUUGAUCCGAGUUUAUGUUUUGAAGAUACAAGACGUUUAUAAUUAUUGAGCAUGUGCUUGUAUUUUUAUUGCUAUUUUUUAUUAUUAUUGUAUCAAUAAUACAUUUUAUUCAGCCUUUCUGUUUUACAUUGCUUCACAGAGUAAUGGCCAUUUAUUGUAAGUAAUAUACAACGAAUGACUGACUGUUUUACCAUAUUUUAAUUAUUGUAUCAACUAUUUUUAGCUAGCUUUAAGGCUGUAAAUAUUUAAUGUAAGAUAAAUUUUUAGAAAUC
Messenger RNA from Aethina tumida (small hive beetle), 2187 nucleotides. RefSeq lists its product as uncharacterized. Gene Ontology annotation, molecular function: group II metabotropic glutamate receptor activity. Gene Ontology annotation, cellular component: membrane. The record is from RefSeq and is a predicted model, not a curated record. NCBI's taxonomy places the organism in Eukaryota, Metazoa, Arthropoda, Insecta, Coleoptera, Nitidulidae. Bases 178 to 1839 code for a protein of 553 amino acids. The transcript is spliced from 3 exons. Gene Ontology annotation, biological process: regulation of synaptic transmission, glutamatergic; G protein-coupled glutamate receptor signaling pathway.